UAUGUUGAAAUAGAAUGGCCGAUUAUUGUGAUGAUGAGUAAGUGAAUUAAAGAAAGAUGGACUAGAUUUGAGGAAUAGGGUUCGAGGAGCUUGAUAUCCCCAAGAUCCUCCAAUUUUAAAUAGAGUAGACCUUAAUCCCUUUAGAUGUCUUUGGCAUAGAGAUAUAUAAAGAGAUUUAGCAUAUAAUAGAGAAACUAAAAGGUUUUGUAUAAUUUCUGCUAUACCUGUUGAUUCUCAUUUUUAUGCACAGAACUUGCCUUCCUUGACUAAUUCAUAGUAUCCCAAGUGCAAAUAAAAGUGAAAAGCUUUGGGAGGAGAUAAAAAUCCCUUCCAUAAAGUUCAAAAGUCUCAAUUUUCCCUUUAUUUAUUAUACAUGAUCAAUAUUUUUAUCUGAGUUGAAUUUAAAAACACGGCACAUUUUAAAUUAUUUAAUUUUUGUUUUUUUUAUUAAAAUUUAAUUUUUAGGAACAAGAUGAUUGGUGUGCACAACUUGCCUUUCUUUGGCCAGACCCAAGCGUUUAUGGGCAAAACGCUUUGGGAUUGGUUCAAAAGGUCAAAAGCCCACUUUUCUGAUAUCAUUGACCGGUUAAAUUGCCAUAUUGUGCCCAUGUUUUUAAUGUUUUUUGUUAUGAUGAUCUCAGCAAAUAUUUUUGGUGCCUUUGGUAUGGAACCUAUGCGUUGCUUGCGCAGUCCAGAGCUUAAUGAAGAAGAAAGAGAAUAUGCCCUCGAUUAUUGUAUGUCCAAAAACACUUAUUAUGUUGCACCCGAGGAAGGAAUACCUUGGUCAAACAAGGAAAGGCGUGAAAGGCAGUUAGGAUAUUACCAUUGGGUGCCUAUAAUGAUGUUUUUACAAGCAAUGCUUUUUAUGUUGCCAAAUUGGUUGUGGAAUGCACUCAAUCAACAGAGUGGUAUUGAAUUCAUUAAAUUCAUUGAAGAAUCAUCCCGACUCAAAACAUUAGAGCUUUCAAAUCCAGAAAGGCCAACUUUGCUUCAUGAAUUGCAAGAAAAGAUUGCGGAGGCAAUUCUUAAUCGUCAAGCUUAUUUUCGUCGAAGAAUGGCUGGUUGCCGGUUUGGCCAAAGUAUGGGAUCUUAUGUUUCAUGGUUAUACGUCUUUAUAAAAGCUCUUUAUUUGCUAAACGUCACGGGUCAAUUUUUUAUUCUCAAUUCUUUCAUUGGAAGUACCUACCGAUGGUGGGGAAUUGAUGUAUUAAAUGCUUUACUUGCUGGGGAGAAUUGGCAGGAUUCUCCAAUAUUUCCUCGUCUUACUCUUUGUGAUGUUCCAAUACGUCGGUUGGGAGACACUCCAAGAUAUACACUUCAAUGUCAUUUGAGAAUAAAUACAUACAACGAAAAGAUUUAUUUAUUUAUUUGGUGGGGCUUUCUACUCGUUUCAAUUCUAACUUUCUUCAACUUUUGGUACUACCUCCUUGUACUUAUCUGUUUGCCUUGUACACAAGAAAAUUCUGUUAGACAUUUGCUCAAACAAGAUAGACACGAAAACAUGGUUUAUUCAGCAAAGAAAAGGGAUCGAAAGUUGAUCAAGUCGUUUGCAGAGGAGGCGCUUUGCAAGGAUUGGAUUCUUCUUUUUUGGUUUAUCGAGGGUCAUGCUGGACCACUUAUUGCCAGAGAAAUACUUGGAGAAAUAUUUGACUACUACAAAGGAAAAAUGCAUUAUGAAGAUGACGGAGAAGACGAUUUAAUUAAAAAAUCUGGCAAAAGUUCUUUCUCUUCACAAAGUACUGGUUCGAUGGAGGACGAUUAUGUUGAAGAAGGAGAGGACGAUGAAGAGUUUUAUGGCGGAGGGAAGACUGCAUUAACUCACAGAUUUGGAAAUAAUGGAGGUAUUCCUUCCCCAACAGCUCCUCCAAAAUUGCCUUUGGGAGAGGCUACAAGCCUUUCCUCCUCAUCACAAGAAAGAGAAUUAUUGCCAACGACUGUAGAGGGAGGUGUAGAUACAAAUACAACAGAAACUUCACAUUUAUAUUCUUCAACACCUAGAAGGAAGGGAGCAGGAAAUUCAGCUAGAGCAAGGUAUGGAAAUGUGGCAGAUGAACGACGACCUCCGAAUUUUUAUAAUAGUGGUCAUCGACGCAGUAUUCGACGUGAAAACAAUAACAACGAAAAUCCUGGAGGUGGAAGGAAUAUAUUUUCUCGUUUCUUUCGUUUUCUUUUUGGUUUUGGAGGAAAUAAUGGAAUGAAUGAUAAUUAUUACAGAAAUCAACGAUUGCCUAUAUUAGCUACUCCUUUUACAAACCCAACAGGGCCUGCAGGGAAUUAUUAUGGUAAAGCACUUGUAAAGGAGGUUUGA
Messenger RNA from Meloidogyne enterolobii, 2308 nucleotides. The record is from the annotation of a GenBank genome assembly. NCBI's taxonomy places the organism in Eukaryota, Metazoa, Nematoda, Chromadorea, Rhabditida, Meloidogynidae.